Molecule: messenger RNA, 5468 nt
Organism: Maylandia zebra (zebra mbuna)
Lineage: Eukaryota; Metazoa; Chordata; Actinopteri; Cichliformes; Cichlidae
Source: RefSeq, a predicted model, not a curated record
UGCGUGCGCACUGCCUCCCGCUUCCACGCUCUCCCUCUCUACUGUUGAGUGCAUAAGAGCGGUUUCCUCUGCAGACCACUUUGCAAAGCUCCGUGCAACAAGUUUGCAGGAGCAGCAGCGGCACGCCGUCACGCAGGUUGACUUCACUCGGCUGGAGCUUGAGCGGCGCUCCACUCAUCCAUCUGUCGCUGUCACCACAAAGUCACCGUACGUGAACGCAGCGUUGCAGGCGCACGCACGCUCGCUCACUCACUCACACAGAGCAGAGUGCCAUAAAUUGGUGACUCCGCGCCAGAUGCGGUUUGAUCUCAGCAGCGCGUGGAGUUGUUAGUUAAAUGGAGAACGCAGUGGCGAGAGGAGCAUCUAAGUGCAUGGAAAAAAUGGAGAAAGAACUGUCGCCCCGGCAGAAGCGACACUACUGCCGCACGACUGCGCUGAACGUCUUCUCCUCGUUUUGCUCCGUGGCGUCCGUCGCCUUCUGCAUUUUCCUGAGCAUUAGCGGAGCUGACAUCAAGAACCGAGUUGUGGAUUUGGAGAGUGCCAAAGGCGAGCACACCUUCACCCGUGCCCCUGGCUACUCCGUGGAGGAUUUCAAUUCACUGAUAGAGGAAAGAGUGGACGAGCUGCUCUCUCAGCGCUCCUAUGAGAAUUUCGUCAAGAUUCGGACAGCCAGACAAACAUCACCUGAAUGCAACUGCCCUCCAGGACCUCCGGGAAAGCGGGGAAGAAGAGGCCGUAAUGGAGACCCUGGACCUCCUGGCCCUCCUGGUCCAAAGGGUGAAAAGGGGGAUCAAGGCGACCAGGGACCACGGGGAUUGCCUGGUCUCCCUACGCUGGCUGCUUUGCACAGCAAUCAGAUCCUGACUGUCAAGGGAGAUCAGGGGCAAGCAGGGCCACCCGGGCCCCCGGGGCCACCGGGCCCUCCUGGACCGAGGGGGCCUCCAGGAGACACUGGCAAGGAUGGGCCCAGAGGUGUGCCUGGUCUACCGGGUGAUCCAGGACAGCCUGGGGAAACGGGACCCCUGGGACCUGAGGGGCCGCAAGGAUCGAAGGGUUCACUCGGGCCUCCUGGCAUCCCCGGUGUUGAUGGACUGAAGGGGGAUGUUGGCAUCCCAGGACUGGACGGUGUUCCAGGAGCCAAGGGUGAAAUGGGAGAACGAGGUGAAAAGGGUGAUUUGGGUGAGGACGGACCGAAAGGUGAACCGGGAGAGAAGGGAGAUGCAGGCUCCUCUGCAGCAGGCAUCAAGGGUGAACCUGGAGAGCCUGGAAGAAGUGGACUAAAGGGAGAGCCAGGACUUCCAGGGCUGCCUGGACUACCAGGGAUAAAGGGUGAGCCCGGGUUUCUCGGUCCCCAGGGUGAGCCUGGGCUUCCAGGACUCCCAGGAACUAAGGGUGAGAAAGGUGACCACGGACCACCAGGGAAGGGGGAACGAGGAGAGACGGGACCCACUGGACCAAAGGGUUCACAAGGAGAGGCUGGUACACCUGGCCCUAAAGGGUCAAAGGGCGAGGGUGGAGAUAAAGGAGACUUGGGGCUCAUUGGACCAAGGGGCCCACCUGGGCAGAAAGGAGAACAAGGUGCCACCGAAAUCAUCGACUACAACGGAAACAUUCAGGAAGCUUUACGGAAGAUUACCACUAUUACAGUUACGGGUCCCCCUGGGCCUCCUGGGCCAACGGGACCACCAGGCAUAAAGGGGGAUCGCGGUCUGCCUGGUCUUCCUGGACUUGAUGGAGAAAGAGGAUACAAAGGCUCUAAAGGAGACAUGGGAAUGCCCGGAGCUUCAGGGGAGAAAGGAACAACUGGUUUACCUGGCUUACCUGGUGUCAAUGGAAUGAAAGGGGAUAAAGGAGAUGCAGGACUCCCAGGUCCUCAAGGUCCUUCUAUAAUUGGCCCUCCAGGGCCACCAGGGCCCCAUGGAUCCUCAGGACCUAUGGGUCCCCAUGGCUUUCCUGGACCAAAGGGUGAACCUGGUUUGCAUGGGGCAAAGGGUACUCGAGGAGAACCAGGACACAAAGGGGACCGUGGACCUCUGGGUCUCCCUGGAGCCUCCGGCUUGGACGGCAAGCCUGGAAUUAGGGGCAUGGAUGGGCCUCCAGGUCCUGCUGGUCCAGCUGGGCCGAAGGGGGAUAUUGGUGAGAAAGGAGCACCAGGUGAGCCAGGGCCAAGAGGACCCUAUGGACUACCUGGAGCUGCUGGAACACCAGGCUUGGAUGGGUUGCCAGGCUUAAGGGGAGAAAAAGGCGACGUUGGGGAAAGAGGAGAAAAGGGGGAGAAGGGAAAGAAGGGCAAAAGAGGGCCUAAGGGCGAGAAAGGAGAACAGGGUGCCCCAGGAUUAGAUGCACCCUGCCCAUUGGGCCCUGAUGGUUUACCAAUGCCUGGGUGCUGGCAGAAGGGAGUCACGCCAUGGCUGGUAGCCUGAAUGUCCCCCCAGAAAGUAAAGCUGUUGGUUAUUGUUGCUUUAUUGUGGUGAUGCCUGCAGAGGGUACCGUAUCAGCAGGUUUAUCACUGUUGCACUCGCGAGGCUCGCUCGGCGUCAGUGCGGUGCCUCCAAACAGGUCUCCGGACAAGAGGGGAGGGGUAUGGGGUGGGUGGGUAUUGGGGGGAGGUAAACUUGGCAAGCUCGCUGCACUGACAGGGAAAUGAAUCAGCCUCACACGGAUUUGAGUUUGGACGGGCGUGCUCGGGAACCGUCUCCCAGCGCGGGAACGGACUCUGCAGGAGAGCCUCCAGAAGUCUCGCGGAUCUUACGCCAAGAUCAGCAGGAGCGUCUCCCUCUCCUGGCGGGCAAACGCGUGGUUUACCGAGAGCGUUGACAGAACACGAUUGAUCAUGUUUGUUUCUUUACUAUUUUUAUCUCUUUCGUUUGUUGGUUUUUCACUGCCCCUCUCUCAUUUUUACACAUUGUUUGUAUUUUAUGUAUAAUAGCCUUUGGUGCCUCAAGCUUUUAUUCAUUCCUUUAUCAGAAAUGUACAACUUUGUAUCACAUUUUGAAUAAUUACGAUGAAGUUUGUUUUCUAUUUUCUUUUGUUUUUUUGUUUUCCAGAAGGGAAAGCGUUGUAAGCUGUGGGAGGAUUGAAAAGCCGCACUGUUUUUCAUGUAUAUGUUUUUACAGGAUGUUGAAACCGCAUGUAGCUUCGAGCUUCACCUGAGCAUACAUUGAGAUUGCAUUCAUCUUAGUUGUACAGCCACUGAUCGGACUCACGGUUUUAAAGAAGCUCAAUAUUUGUACAAAGCACAUCCGAGCAUCGUCUGCAGAUAUGCUACUUUCUCAUUUUGGACUUGUACGGGAUAUUAUUUGUACAGUGUUGUCAGUUUGCUGCAUGUUCACAGUUUAUUACAUACGGAUUUCUUAAAUACUGAAAACAGGCAUCAGUUUGAGGAAGUGCAGAGCUUUGUUUAGUGGUCUUCAGUGAGAUUUAGCCGAACACACACAGUAUUUCAGAUGAAGGCAGAUUGUGUUGAAUCUAGCCCGCCACACUGCUCUCUUCCACCUCACAUUGUCUUAAAUAUGUUGAAAAAGUGUUACAAUGCAAGAAAAGCUCAAUUUGGCAUUUACCGCAAACUGGUCUCCUUCCAUUAGUUCACCGCAGUCUAACUGGUGGCCGGUUAACAUCACAUUCCUCAUCAGAUGGAGCAAAUCAAAAAAAGUGAAUUGAGCAGUAGGUUUAUUUUUCACCAUAGCUUAUACAUCCUUUCACGUUCCCUAUCUUUAUCUUGCCUUUUGACAUAGUAGGUGCUGUGUAGGGUUUUCUUCAACAUUAGAAUCGUUUGCUGUCAGAGCCGAUGUGAAACAAAGUAAAACAAACCUGUUGUGAUGCAGCAGCAGCCGCCAGUGGAUCCAAAAGGAUUUCCACCCACGUGGUUUCUGUGUGACGUACAGCUCAUCUCACCAUUUUAAAAGAAUGGAUGCACAUCAGUGUAGGUUCUUACGGUGCUACCUGAUAAGCAGGUCAACAGCAGUUGAUGCGCUCUAACAGUGGCGAGAACUACACGAGCAGUUUCUUUAUUGUUGUUGGAGUUUUAUGUGUGUAACAAUUUCAAGGGUUUUUUUGUGCAUAUAUUUGUGUAUUUUUGUCUCAGUAUUUUAAGUGGUACAUUAUUUAUUUUUCUAUGAUUUCUUAAAUGAAGGCAUUUUGGUUCUGAACAGCAUUCCUUUCGGUUCUGACGUGGGUUUCCGCCGUUCAUACGAAGAGUUUCGGGUCACGCUGAGGCAUCGCGAAGCUGCGAAGGAGCUCUGUAGUGGGGCGUCACAGAUCGGUGUGUAGUCACUGUGCAUUUACUUCAACUUAUAGGCCUUACCAUGACAUACAUCCGCUUUUAUUAAUUUUGUGUGUCAGAAAAAGCUAGUACUGAAGGCCUGAAUGUUGACGGGCACAGCCAAUGCAACAGUACACAGCUGAACAUGACCGCCUUUUUUCUCUCUCACGCUUUCUCUUUGCAUUGAAUGUAGUUUGAUAUAUGUAUAGUGGAUUAUUAAUGUACUGUGUGUGCUCAUUUGGCAUAAAGUGCAAUUUAUACUUUAGUUAAUGUGUGUAACGUCAAAUGCAGCUGAAUUAUCGCAUUAAAGUGAUUUCUGUAGCUACAUUUGUUCGGUCAUGCUACCCUUUAUACCACUACCUGGGGACAUUUUUAAAAAAAACAACUUUAUUCACCAGAAGACAAUGAAACAUAUGUAAACACAGACCCUCAAAUUAGAUCAUAUUUUUUUGCUUAAAGUUGCCCCUUCACUUAUGUUUUUAAAGUGUUACUUCCACUGUGUCGUAUUUACUAUGUUUUUAUUCUGUGUUUUAAUUUCCAACCUUUGUUACAGUAUUUGUUCUCACAAGGUGCUGUAUUCUUAGCAUGUGCAGCUAAUUUUUUUAAAUAGACUUUUUUAUUUGAUUGAUUUUGUUUGAGUUUUGUGUUUAUUUGUUGAAGUUAAAGGGUUUUUUCCCCUGCUAUCAGCAGAAGUGCCAAACAGUUUGUUCCCGUAUGGGUGUUCAGAGACCUGGCGAGAAGCUCCUUAAUGAGUCAGCAUCAAAUUUUAAGAAUCUGUAUUCUUGUGUUGUCGCAGAAAUGCCUCUUGUCAGUCAUUGCAACAUGAGUGAGUAGGAGGAGGAGAGUGGGGGAGCAGCCACAGUGCUCUUCCUCCUUGAUGUUGUGAAAGACGCUGGUUUCUCAUGAGGGUGUGUUGAUGCUCCAAUGCACAGCAGCCUUGCUGACGUAAUUCUGUUGCCACAUAAAUGCAGACUGUAGCAAAAAUUUUAAGAAAACUUCAUUCUGUGACUUAUUGGAGUUACGAUUAUAAUUUUGGGGGGGUUGUGGUAAAUGUUCAGUUUCUGCUCUGCAUUGGUAUUUCUUGUGUUUUUUUUGCCCACUUGGUUGACAUUUCUUUGAAGAGCCUUGUGUUCAUUCACUAUAUUUCAAGUUGACAUUACAUAUGACUGUACUGUUGGAGCCAAAUAAACACAGUCUUUCAAAUACA